AAAUACAUUGCUAAGAUAAGAGACUUGCCACAGCUGUCAGACGAGCACUCUAGUAUGUUCCACAGUACAUUUUGUUGCCACACAUUUUAGAAAGAAAAAGCCACAGUAACAGGAAUGCUAAAAAUUUGGCUUCCCUUCCUUGCUUUGGUGGUAGUCACAGAAGCAGUCAAAUUCCACAAGAGUAAGAUUCUUCACAUGAGAAAGAGGGACUUCAUUGCAAAACGCCAAGCCUCAGUGAAGACCUGUGUCGCCAACCAGUUCAUGUGCGUGUCCGGGGAGUGCAUCCCGAUGGAGUGGGCAUGUGACACCCAGAGAGACUGUCCUGAUGGGUCGGAUGAAGCAGAGUGCAGGUGUGACUGUCUGGGUCCCAACCAGUUCAAGUGUCACAACGGGCAGUGCGUGCCCAGGUCGUCCGUCUGCGAUGCUAUCGAUAACUGUGGCGACUUCAGCGAUGAAACCGACUGCCACCUAGUGACGUGCGGACCAGGAAAACUGCAGUGCGACAACCACAAGUGCAUCGAGGCCACGUCACAGUGCGAUGGCAACGACGACUGUUUCACUGGGUGGGACGAGAGGGACUGUGGUGGCACGUGCAACUCGUUGCAGUUCCAGUGUGCGGAUGGUUCGAGGUGCAUUAACGCCCACUGGCAGUGCGAUGAGGGCGCCGACUGUGACGACCACAGCGAUGAAGUUAACUGUGGGGAAUGCAACUCCACAACUCACUUCACCUGCUCCAGCGGACGAUGUAUUCCUAUUGACUGGAGAUGUGAUGGCGACAACGACUGCAACGACCUUUCCGACGAAGUUGGAUGUCCCACACUGCACCCCAGUCUGUGUAGCGACAUGAUGUCUACGAGGGGCUGCCUUCUGAUGAACGAGACCUCUGACCCCAUCUGUUGGCAGACUGAAGUCGGGUACAAGUACUGUCGCAAGUUCUGCAACCUCUGCUUCACUGGCACCGAACAAUGAAAAAUGGAAGAGUUUCUUUCUGCAGUCUACCCUUUAAAAAAAAUUAGUUCCUUUAUUUUUUUUUAAUGUUUUAUUUUUGUUUGUAGGAGGAAGUGGGCAGGAGACGAGGUCAAAAUAUGCGAGUAAGCUCCCCUAGUCUUUGUCUGUUGUUACUUGGAAAACUUUUACAAACCAGAAUAAUCAGAAUCACAAUCAUUAUCGUCGUCUUGACCGAUCUGAUCCCCAGGUGGUUUGAAUGUGGAAAAAAAAACAAACAAACAAACCUUUUACAAAUGUUCUAGCCAUGCCUAAAUUAAAGAAUUACUAGCAGAGUUUCCGAAGUUUUAAAAUGUUCAUCUGCUGCUUCUGUCCCCUACUCCAGCUAUUUUUAGUUAGCGUAGGCUAUAAAUAGCACACCGUCAUCUCAUGCUAGAGGGCACUGACCUUACUACAGGUAGGUUGUUUAGUAGAAGUGUGGGUUAGGGUGUGGGGUGAAGGUUCAAAACCAGGUUGGCGGUGAACAGCGUGAAAACAGAGCAAAACAUUUCUCAGCCUCGCUUUUGUUUUGUUAAUAAAGAAACAAGGAUGACUGCUGCUGCUGGAGCAUCACACAACUGUCACGACAGUGACAAGACAGGUGUAUCUAGUGUCACAUGACUGACACUACAAACUGGUCACAGUCACGUGACACAAGACACACGUGGCUGGCUGAGUUUAAGACUGGAUGUUGCACCAUAAUGAAAGUCAUUUGUGUGCUCUUAGAGUAUAAUGAAAGCAAGCAAAAUAAAAUUGUUCAUCUUCCG
Molecule: messenger RNA, 1751 nt
Organism: Pomacea canaliculata
Lineage: Eukaryota; Metazoa; Mollusca; Gastropoda; Architaenioglossa; Ampullariidae
Product: very low-density lipoprotein receptor-like
Exons: 7
Coding region: 115-969 (284 amino acids)
Molecular function (GO): protein binding
Source: RefSeq, a predicted model, not a curated record